Labeo rohita (rohu) is the source of this 3495-nucleotide messenger RNA. Its product is annotated as CD276 antigen. NCBI's taxonomy places the organism in Eukaryota, Metazoa, Chordata, Actinopteri, Cypriniformes, Cyprinidae. The record is from RefSeq and is a predicted model, not a curated record. The coding region runs from base 121 to 903 and encodes 260 amino acids. The transcript has 4 exons.
UAUAUCUACUCGUCCGAGGGGUUAACAUGCUCCUUUUCAGAAAGUCAGUGCAUUCCUUGCGCCACAGUUAGACUGGAGUGCUUUGCAAGUUUUCCAGGUUUACAAUCCUCAUCAGAAAGCAUGCUGUGUCCUUUUCUUUUUCUCUGGAUCUUACUGCGUCGUACAGAUUCCUUUAGCGUCACAGUACCCUCCAGUCCUGUACUUGCGGUCCGUGGAGCCACAGCACUUCUUUCCUGUAAGUUCGACCCAGACCCUGACAUCUCUAAUUUGGUGAUCACAUGGCAACGGCAGGAAAACACUCAGGUGGUCCACAGCUUCUACUACAAUAGUGACCAGCUUGAACGACAAAGUCCAGAUUUUUUUAACCGGACAGCAUUAAAUCACAAGGAACUCGCUGAAGGAAACGCAUCCCUGAGUAUAGCCAAUAUUCGACUGAAGGAUGCAGGUUACUACUUGUGCAUAGUGAGCAGCAACAAGGGAACUGACAGAGGACUGGUGCAGCUGGUUUACGAAGCCUUCUAUUCCGAACCAAGGUUAAGCAUCCUUUUCAAACCCACCAGUGUGAUUGUCCAGUAUGAGAUGGAGGGCUACCCAAAGCCAGAGAUCAUGUGGUUGGGGUCAGGAGGUCAGAAUCUUACUAACCACCUGGAGGUUUCAUCUGAAUCAGACGGUGGUCUGUACUACUUUAAAAGCAGCUACGUAACCCAGAGUCCAGAGUUCAAUGUCACUUUUAUGUUGAAAAACCCUGCUGCGCAUCAGGAGCUACAGCGGCGUGUUAAUCUCAGCUAUGAUGGGAACAUGAGCUCCAAUACACCAGUUGUGGUUCUUUCUCUGUUUUGUAUUUUGCUCCUUUUCUUGACAGGUGUGCUGUUAUGGUUAUACUGUCGUGAGAAGCGCAGAUGACCUCAUGUCCACCCUGGACUCAACCAUGAUUUACAUUAAUUGCUGGAAAGUAAUGUGCUUUUGUUGAGCACUAACUACUACUGCUAUUCCAAUAGUGCCUCCAACAAUACUUUUGGGCUUUUGUUCUUGAAUACUAUAUGAAUACUGCUGCUCCAUUAGACUUCAUGCAAUCCAGACUUGGGAGAGAAACACAAGAUAUCAUUAGAAAGUUAAAGUGUGUGAUUUUUUUUUUUUUUUUGGUUGCAUUUACGUUGUGUUUGUUCCACUUUACCUAAUUUCUUCCCUAGCAGCUAUCCUGAGAUAGACAGAAAAAGUUAGUUUCAGGCUUUUUAGAGCAAUCUUAAAAUAUAUAUGAAUGAGAAUACAAUAAUACGAUCAGAAUGUUUUACAGAAAUUAUAUUUUGCUGAAUAUUUUUGAAUGGCCUUUUAUGGAAAAGGGUUAACAUUAACAAACAUCUAACAAUACUUUGACCAUGCUAACCAGCAUAACAACACUAGCAUGAAUUUAAGCCAAAAAUAUCAAUAUUUUUUAUUCUCUUUGGUGGCAUAAAAAUGAAACACUUCAGCUUUAAAAGUGACCUCAAUGAAGACAAGAUAAAUUUAGAAACAUUGACUGUAUGAAUGUUUAUGAAAUCUGUAUUUGACUGAAAGAAUAUUUAAGGCAAAAAACUUGUAUACCUGCUGAUUUUAAAGGUUUAUGCUUUAACUGUAACAUGUAUAUAUAGGAAACAGGAAACGAAUGGGAGAGAAGGUGGGGGGGGAUUGGGAAAGGUCCACAAGGCAGGAUCAAUCACGGGACACCCGAAGCGCAACUGCACCAUAUGUCGACACAACUGUAGCAUUAAUAUUAACGAGAUAUAAUGAGAUGUAUUUUUAUUAACUUCAGUAUAAAAAAUGAGCAUGUUUAAUGUUUUAUAUAUAAAUAUUUUUAGGACAUUUAUAAUUAUCUUUAAAAAAAAUAAAAUUGUGACAAAACCCAAAUUAAACCAAACAAGGUAUUUUUUUUAGAUCAUGAGUGUUUCUUUGUGUUACGUGUUUGUUUUCUACAUAAGGGUCACGUCUUUUUUUUGUUUCGGAAAUAUCACGAUUCACGAUUUUUUGUCAUGUUAGUUUUACUGUUUUGCAAGUUGUCUGAGCAGUACAGCCAAACUAAUUUCCCUUUUUUUUUUUUUUUAAAACAAAGCCUUUCAAGGUAACAAAGUAUAAAAUACAAAAGAAUGGCAGAUAUUUAGGCCAAAGUGAGCGAAGAUACUAAUCUUUGUCAUUAUUUUAUCUUUGUUAUUAAAAAAAGAAGAACGAAUAUACAUAUUACAAAUAAACAUAAUACAAAUAAAACAAACAGCGCUUUAUUUUUCAGGUACUGUAGGUGUGUUUAGCAGUAGCAUUCAAUAAAUUGAAUUAACAAAUACAAAAACUGAAACACUAUAUCCACCUUAUUUUUCCCAUGAGAGCGGGGGGGUUUUGUGUAUGGCUUCCAGUCUCAUCCACUUCCAGCUAUUGUUAGCUGUACAAAAAACUUGUUUUGCUGCUGCUUGAUAUUGCAAACUGGUGUGUCUUACCAUAUUAUUUUAAUAUAUCAUCUUAAUUAUGAGCACACUGGUUUGUAGUGCAAACUGUUUUACCAUUUACUGCACUUCAGUAUUCUUCUUGUAAUUUCCCUGUGGUGGAUUAUGAACCGGACGUCUAACACAUUACCAGAAAACAGCUUACUUCCACAUUGAAAAAUAUGGUGGAUACAUCAAUUGGACAUUGAUUAUGUAUUAAAGUUCUUCAGUCAAGAUCAGUGAGUGAUUUUUCUCUUUGUGUUUUAUUAACAUUAAAGGAAUAGUUCACCCAGUUCACUGUCUGUCAAUUCUGUCAUAGUGUUUUAUUUUUAUACCAUCAUUUACACACUCUCAGGGUGUUUUAUACCUGAAUGAGUUUAUUUUUUUCUGUUGAACAUUAUCUAUUUGAUAAUUUCUAUUAAUUUCAAUGGGGACCAUGGUACUGUUUGGUUACCGACAUUCUUCAAAAUAUCUUAUUUAGCACAAGAAAUAAAUUAAGACAGGUUUGGGACAUGUAAGUGAGUAAAUAAUUACAGAAUUGUAAUUUUUGGGUUAACUAUCCCUUUGAUGACAAGCGGCGGCAUGUUUAGUACUGAUAGAAUAGCACGAUACUAUGAUAUUUCUCCAAAAGCAGAUCGUGGAGACAUUUUUAUAGUCCACGAUCAAAAAUCGUCAUAUCGCACACCCCUAUUUCUCAUUACAAAAUUAAAAUGAUUAAUAUUAUUAUUAAUGAAAAUUACUAAUAUCAUUAUUAAUAAUGAAAAUCAGACCAAAAAAAAAAAAACAGUAUUUCAGCCAGGCAAUCCACAAAACAUUUCAUAGUUUACAGAAAUGACACCUGUCACAUUCCAACUAAAUGGUACAAUCUUUUAAAAUGAUGUAAACUAACACGAGGUAUUAAAUUAUAUGUAAUGUAUUUUUUGUUCUUUAAAUAUCGAUGAUAACAAAGAUCUCUGGUUUCUCUGUGUCAUGCACUUGCAUAGCAGAAUAGGUGAUUGCCUUCACUUCUGUUCCCUGUAAAAAAGAAAAAUAAAAGCAUUAAAAUCUU